AUGGCCACCCCCGAGCCUACCAGCCCCCCUAGGGCAACAAGCGCAGCAGCUCUCGAGCCAUCUGAUUCCAGGCAGAAUUCAGCACGGCUGAAUAGGGAUGAACGGAUCCGAGUAUUAACCCUUCGAGAUGCUGGAUUUACAUAUCUUCAAAUCUCUCAGCAACUUCAAAUUAGCUAUCGCCAAGUCCAAUAUACGUGCCAAAGCCAGCAAGCAACCCCUAAAAAGGCCCGUGGCAACCCUCCGAAGCUCUCCGAGGCUGAAGUUGAUCAUAUUAUCGAAUGGAUUACUUCUUCGAAGCGUACGCGACAUAAACAUAAACAAGUACGUCUUGCCUGGGCCCUAGAGCAUUUGAAUUGGACGACUGAACAAUGGAAUCGUAUCCUUUGGUCUGAUGAAACAUGGGUUACUUCAGGAUUUCAUACGAGAAUCUGGGUAACUAGAAAGGCUGGUGAAGAGUUAGAAGAGACUUGCAUACGAUCCUCUCCUGCACGGAAACGUGGAUGGAUGUUCUGGGCUACUUUUCAUGGGAAUAACAAGGGUCCGUGUUUAUUCUGGGAGAGGGAAUGGGGAACUAUUAACUCGGAGAGAUAUUGUCAACGGGUUAUACCAAUUAUUGAUGGCUAUAUUCGCUUAUUACGAGACGAUAUCUGGCUUCAAUUUAUGCAGGAUGGGGCACCUGGCCAUGCGAGUAAGGAGACUCUCGAAGAGCUUCAUUCUCGUGGGAUAUAUCCAAUUUAUUGGCCAGCAUUCUCACCUGAUCUCAAUCCAAUUGAAGCAGUAUGGAAUUGGAUGAAGGAUUGGAUUCAAGAACAAUAUCCAGAUGAUGAGCAACUUUCUUAUGAUCGACUCCGUGAGGUUGUACGAGCUGCUUGGGAUGCACUGCCUGAGCAGUUUUUGAAGGAGCUCAUUGACUCUAUGCACGCUAGAUGCCAAGCUGUAAUAGAUGCUCGAGGUGGUCAUACAAAAUAUUAG
Molecule: messenger RNA, 972 nt
Organism: Talaromyces stipitatus ATCC 10500
Lineage: Eukaryota; Fungi; Ascomycota; Eurotiomycetes; Eurotiales; Trichocomaceae
Product: transposable element tc3 transposase, putative
Exons: 2
Coding region: 1-972 (323 amino acids)
Molecular function (GO): nucleic acid binding
Source: RefSeq, a predicted model, not a curated record